Messenger RNA from Physella acuta, 1558 nucleotides. RefSeq names its product putative PPE family protein PPE12. The record is from RefSeq and is a predicted model, not a curated record. NCBI's taxonomy places the organism in Eukaryota, Metazoa, Mollusca, Gastropoda, Physidae.
UUUGUCGAUAUGUUCGGAUUUCCCUGCUAAGAAAAAACAGAACACAAAUACUAGGCCUAGUUUGAAAAGACACUAGGUUCUAUCUCAACUUCGGAUACUAUCUCAAUUUCCGAUGAGAAAGAAAGUGUUAUCAAGCUUCACUAUGGAUGUUGGAGACAUACCAAGCCAAAGACCAACGGAUCCUCUAGUUCAAAAAGUCAAGGAGGUUGACAGAAGCAAAAGGUUGGAGCUGCUUGCUGCUUAUUUAACUCUUGUGGCUUCUGUGAACCUAAGUUUGGGUUACCCUGUAAUGCUCAUCAUCUACUGUAUCGUCUGCCUAAAGGACCUGAAUAAAACGGUCGACGUCAAAAGCGUUAUGAAUUUAGCAGAAGACUUUGAGGAAUCUUCUGGGCCAGACUGCUUGGAUUCUCUCAAACAUUCAGACGAGGAAAGAGAACUCAGGGACCGAACGUUGAGCCUAUUACCUGCCCAGUACAGACCAGCAGUCACAGGGGUCAACAACAACCCGCCCGACCCCCGGGGUCAAACUGGUGACUCUAGCACCAACGUAGGGAGCGGUAGCUCUACGAACACGAACAUAGCUAGUGGAAACUCUACGAACACGAAAAUAGGUAGUGGCAACUCUACGAACACCAACAGUGCUAGUGGUAACUCUACGAACACCAACAGUGCUAGUGGUAACUCUACGAACUAUAACAUAGCUAGUGGCAACUCUACGAACACCAACAGUGCUAGUGGCAACUCUACGAACACCAACAGUGCUAGUGGUAACUCUACGAACUAUAACAUAGCAAGUGGCAACUCUACGAACACGAACAUAGCUAGUGGCAACUCUACGAACACCAACAGUGCUAGUGGCAACUCUACGAACACCAACAGUGCUAGUGGUAACUCUACGAACUAUAACAUAGCAAGUGGCAACUCUACGAACACGAACAUAGCUAGUGGCAACUCUACAAACACUAACAUAGCAUGUGGCAACUGUACGAACACUGAUAUAGCUAGUGGCAACUCUACAAAUACUAACAGUCCUGAACAAACAGGACUUCUAAUUCCUUUCACAAGACCAGAUUCGGGUACGACCUCAAGAAAUUCUUUAUCACACGAAAUCGCUAAUGGUUUCAUUAACUCUAACAGUUCCUUAAAACCUUCAAACGACACAUACGCUCAAACCUGUUUAGCUGCUCUCGAGAGGCGGUUUAUGGCGGUUAAAAACGAGAACAAUCUCCUGGAGAAAAACAUGCGCUGUGUCCAUUGUGGUCAGAACCCCCGGGGGGUGACCUUCCUCCCGUGUGGUCACUUCAUCACGUGCAAGAGCUGCUCGGGUCCCGUCCACGCCUGUAAUCUGUGUAACAAGAACAUUCUAGCAACCGUGGACACAUACUUGAGUUGAACACGAUCGUCAAAUUUUAAUGCAUGCGAGGAUGUGGACACGUAAAACCGCAACAGCUGUUUUAACCAGCUGCACCACACAGCUGCACCAGCUACAACAUCCAGCUGCACCAGGUCUACACAUCUUUAACACCCCCACAAAUUGGUCAAGUAUUUUGGUGUGUCA